CCGUCUCCGAGAAAAAAAAACAUUCCCCAGUCCACAUGGGCGAGGAGACGCGCCGCCGCCGCCGCAGCAUUUCGCCGGCGGCGCUGCCGGACGACGACGACCUGCUCGGCGAGAUCCUCCUCCGCCUGCCCGCGACGCCCUCCUCGCUACCGCGCGCCUCCCUCGUUUGCAAGCGCUGGCGCCGCCUGGCCACCGACGCGGGCUUCCUCCGCCGCUUCCGCGUCCGCCACCGGAAGGACGCCCCCCUCCUCGGCGUCUUCUUCGAGCAGCGCGUGGCGGGGAUGGGGAGGAGGAAGGAUCUCCCGUUCGUCCCCGUCCUCGACGCCCCCGACCGCAUCCCUCCCGCCCGCUUCUCCCUGCGGCUCGACGACGACGACCUAGACGGCGGCGCGGCGGGUUCCUGGAGCGUCCUCGGGUGCCGCCACGGGCGCGUGCUCGUGAUCAACCGGGCGCGGCUCGAGCUCCUCGUGUUCGACCCUGUCGCCGGCGACCGCCGCCGCGUGGGCAUCGCCCCGCCGCCGUUCGUCGGCAAGGCGUUCCACGCCAACGCAGCCGUGCUCUGCGACGAAGACGACCAUGGCGGCCAUGGCCGUUCCGGCAGCGCCUUCAAGGUGGUCUUCGUGGCCACCUCGGACAAAGGCGGGGAGAAAGCCCUCGCCCGUGUCUACUCCUCGGAGACCGGCCAGUGGGGGGACCCCGUCUCCGCAGCGGAGCCAUGCGUCGGCCAUGUCGGCCGCCGCCCUGGCACGCUUGCCGGCAAUGCGCUCUACUGGUGGCUGAACGCGUCUGCGGAUGACAAUGGCAUACUCCAGUUUGAUUUGGGCACCCAGAGGCUGGCUGUGAUCAAGAGGCCCCCCUUCACAGGCAUUCACAAGGGUUGCAGCCGGAUCAUCCGGGCAGAGGACGGUACUGGCGUUGGCUUCGCCGUGUUGUCGUACCCGAGCUUCCAGACGUGGGACCGCAAGGUCGAUUGUCUCGGUGUUGCCUCAUGGCAGCUGCGGAAGACUGUUAACAUGCACAAGGUCCUUGGCCUGCCGUCUAUGAUCGAGGCAGGGAUGGCACGUAUAGUGGGGUACGACGAGGAUGCCGGUGUGAUUCUUGUAUCGGUGUGCACACGUGUCUACAGCCGUGUCUUCGUCGUUCCACUCGAGUCAAUGCAGUCCAGGAAACUCCCUGGAAGCUUUUCGGAGAAUGCCUAUCAUCCGUUCACAAGUUUCUAUACUGGUACUGUUGUGAAGUCUGCUCCAGCCACUGAGCAUUUGACCGAGCAGCCAUUGAGCCACUGAAGCAGCAGGCUCUAACCAUAGCCAUAAAUCUCUCGAACCCUUUAAUUUCAUAGUAUAAUUUGGUUGAGUUAACGAGAUGGUUGACUCAUUUCAGGGGGUUAGCCUGGGAUUAGCCGCGAGCAAGAGACAGAGGACCUUUCUCUUAUCCACUUUCGUCACUUGUCUCUUUAUUAUACUUAAUCACAUAGCUAGGAAAAUGUUCUUAUCAUAAUCUCUAGUAAGUUACCCACGUGUUGCUACGGAACACUAUAAAAGUUAGUUGAGAAGGAGUAUGAUAACCCUCAAAUAAAAGAAAUGGGAGUUCGGCA
This is a messenger RNA of Brachypodium distachyon (stiff brome), 1594 nucleotides long. RefSeq lists its product as uncharacterized. Bases 36 to 1286 code for a protein of 416 amino acids. NCBI's taxonomy places the organism in Eukaryota, Viridiplantae, Streptophyta, Magnoliopsida, Poales, Poaceae. The transcript has 2 exons. Gene Ontology annotation, molecular function: protein binding. The record is from RefSeq and is a predicted model, not a curated record.